UUUUUUUCUUCUCACGAGCUGUAUACCUUAAGUCCCCUUCAUUUUGAUUAUUCGAACUUUUUUUUUUUUUUUUCUUAAUGAUUAUUGUGCAUACUAAAGUCUGGUUCUUCACCAUUUUUCCUUCGUCAAUUGCCCACCAUGCCUUUCAUCGAGUGCUCCUCCCCACCCAUCAAAAUGGGCAAUCCCCGAAUUGACGCUGCUUCCCAGGGAAAAUUGCUACCUACUAUCAUCGACGAGCUGGCUCGCGAUGAACCUAAUGGUCUCUGGAUGGAAUACCCUACCUCCUCAACCAAUCUUGAUGCUGGAUAUAGCCAGAUUACUUAUGCUGAACUUGCAAAUGCUGCAAACGGCGUUGCCAAUUGUAUUACCAGUGCUUUGGGAAGAGACAAUACAGGAGAGUCACUGGCCUGGUUAGCGCCCAAUAGUCCCUUGUGCUCUAUCACGCUUAUUGCGGCCAUGAAAGCUGGCUUCAAGGUGUGCAAGUCAUAGACAUGUAUAUAAAGCCGUGCCCUUGUCGCUGAUCACCGAGAGCUCUAGUUGUGUUUGAUAUCAGAAAGAAAUACAGUGGCUCAGAAUCACAAGCUAUUAGAGGACGUCGAAUGUUCUGUCAUAAUCACGACGAAUGCGGCCUUUCCACAGGUUCGAGCCACUUUGAGUGGAAAGCAGAUCUCCGUUAUA
Molecule: messenger RNA, 678 nt
Organism: Aspergillus pseudotamarii
Lineage: Eukaryota; Fungi; Ascomycota; Eurotiomycetes; Eurotiales; Aspergillaceae
Exons: 1
Coding region: 139-489 (116 amino acids)
Source: RefSeq, a predicted model, not a curated record